Molecule: messenger RNA, 852 nt
Organism: Entrophospora sp. SA101
Lineage: Eukaryota; Fungi; Glomeromycota; Glomeromycetes; Entrophosporales; Entrophosporaceae
Source: the annotation of a GenBank genome assembly
AUGUCCAACUAUUUGAGAGCAAAUUUUUUAAGGAAAUUAAAACCAAACUUAUCAUCAUUAUCAGCAACGAUAACUACAGCUAAUAGCGCCAAAUGCAAUAUUAAUAAUAAAACAACAUUAUUUUUAACGAAUUCAUCAUUAAAACCAAAAUUAUUUAAUAAUAAUAAAAAUUAUUUUACUACAUUUAAUAAAAAUUUGGCGACCAGAUUAAAGGAAGAGAUUAAAUACGAGAAAGAGAGUGAAUCGUUAGAAAAACAACCUGAAUUUAUAAAAGAAUUUCUAGAUAAUAAUCCGUUCAAGAUUGAAGACAAACAAGGAAGUAAUGAAGUUAAACUUACUAGAACAUUUGGAAAUGAAAAGAUCCGUUUAUUGUUUGAUGUUUCAUUUAAUGAAAAUCAAUCCGACCAAUUUGAUUUUCCUGAAGACGAAGAAGAAAGUGGCGUUGAAUCUGAAAAUACAGAUGAUGACUUGGAUGAUGAUGAAAAUGCUUCCGAUGGUUCAAUGGUUACCAGAUGUAAUAUUAUUAUUGAAAAGGAUAAUCACGGAGCAUUAGGAUUUGAGACAUCAGUAUCAGAUGGUAUCUUUAUUAUAAAUUAUGUGACAUAUUACAAAGAUGCCAAAUUAUCUUAUGAUUGGUCUGCAGAGGCGGAUUGGAAGAGAAGAGGACAUUAUCCUGGCCCACAAUUUGAAACUUUAGACAAUGAGUUACAAGCCCUUUUUGAAAAAUAUAUAGAAGAGCGUGGCAUUGACACAGCAGUCGCGUUAUUUAUACAAAGUUACGUGGAAUAUAAAGAUCAACGAGAAUAUGUUAAUUGGCUUGAAAAAGUUGAAAAGUUUAUUGGUACCCCAUAA